GGUAGUUGUUAGUUGCGUUUCAAUAAAGUUUCAAACGUCAAAAUUGACUUUUCUGUUGAAAAAUUUCCGUAAAAAUGCGUUUGCAAGCGCACAAUUCCGACUUCCUCCUCCCUUUGAACGAACUCAACACCAAAUUACUCGAAUUGGAGUUGACCGAAAGCUCCUCCCAUUGUUGCACUUGCAAAUUCAAGUUUCCCCUGCAAGCCACCAAAUCGCAAACCGAUUACAUCGAACGCUUUGUCCACAAGAGCACUUUGCGCAAAACCUCGAGUUACAACUCCCAUUCCCCGAAGAAGCAAAUCAAAAGCAAAAAAUGCAAAAAUAAGUACCACUCGCGAAUGGUGUCUUCGGACCCCCAAAUCGCGAAAACCCGCGACUUGGAGCUGAAAUCCGGGUGUUUGAAUCAAUUGGAGAGGGAUUUGGCCUUCAUCAAGGACCAGUUCUUGUGCGACUUGAACAAGAACAAGAGUUUUAUCACAAGUGUGAUAAAAGAGUUGCAAUUGAGCUACCAGAAUCUCCUCCAGAGGAACGAGGAGCAAGAGCGGGAAAUCGAGAUCCUGAAAAAUGAAAAUCGAAUCCUUUCAGUGAAUUUGGACAGCGAUUCGCAACUUUUGGCCUGUUUACAGGAUUCUGAAAGCGAAUUCGACUCGCUACCGCCCCCUCUCGUCGACCAAAUCGAGGAAAUCCGGGAGAAGUACCAGGAAAUCGCCUCACGACAGGACUCAAUCGAGUCGAAAUUGAGGACGUUUGAGGAGAAACCCCCCGUUAUUUUGUGCCCCCAGUCGAUCACCAUCAACCAGUCCGUCUACACGGUCGGAAAUACCACCAAUUUCGACGACUUGAUUCAAACGCUUUAUGACGAAAUUAAUAAAACGUGGACGCAGAACCAGGAGAUUCAAGACCGCUACAAGGAUCUUUGUUUACAGGAAAAACAAUCACAAAUUGAUGAUGAAUUCCAAGGUCGCACUGAUGUGGUGUGCCCCUAUUGCGCGGGUGUCCACGAUUAUAAAAGCGACUACGAACUGGAAUGCGUCUGCGAGCCGUGUGAAGAUUAAUGGGGGAAGGCCCCAAUAUCAGAAAAGUGACAUAACCUCACUCUUGAAUUUUGAAUUAACUUUUUUCCACAAAAAAACGCCACGUUAUGUAUUAACUAAUUAAAAAUUGGUUAAGGUGUGCAAAAAAACUUGUUUUUUUAUUAUAAG
This is a messenger RNA of Tribolium madens (black flour beetle), 1202 nucleotides long. RefSeq lists its product as uncharacterized. The transcript has 3 exons. NCBI's taxonomy places the organism in Eukaryota, Metazoa, Arthropoda, Insecta, Coleoptera, Tenebrionidae. The record is from RefSeq and is a predicted model, not a curated record. The coding region runs from base 75 to 1055 and encodes 326 amino acids.